AUGGUGGAAAGGCUCCCAGGGGUAGCUCCACCCAUCCGAAAAAGCAACCCCGACUCCUACGCUGACACUCCUUUCGCAUAUCAGAUCACCCUGAUCGAGAUGCCCAUGAAGUUUUCCUUUCCCAGCAUAAAAGAGUAUGAUGGUCCUAGCGAUUCGGACGAUCAUGUCACCCAAUACAUGCAAAGGAUGCUCGCGCUAGCACUCCCAAAGGAGUCGCGAGAAGCUAUCAUGUGCAAGGGAUUCGGCUCAAUCCUGACCGGACCCGCCUUGCAAUGGUACAUCAAUCUACCCUCCAGGUCCAUAUCCUCCUUUGCUAUCCUCAGCGACAAGUUCGAGGAGCAAUUCGCCAGCAGCAGAGACCUGGAGAAAACCUAUGACGGUCUGUACGAAAUCCUCCAGCAUCGGGCUGAACCCCCGCGAGGCUACAUAACCCGCUUCAAUCAAGAGAAGGUGGCCAUUACCGGAUGCAACAUCCCCACCGCAAUCUUUUCCUUCAAGAGAGGAUUGCUUCCCGACGGGGACCUCUACAAGGAGCUGACUAAAUACCAGUGCAAAAGCAUGGAAGACGUGCUAUCCCGAGCCUGGGCACAAGUAAAAUGGGAAGAAGACGUCGCCAAUUGCGCUAAGGCGCAACUAAAGCAAGAUUCCAAGGCGGUCAGACCGGACCGAAGUGAGCGAGACGAGAGACCCUCUCCAAGACCAACAAGGGAUUCCGGGAGCAGAAGCCGGGGUAGAUACAAGAGCCGGCUGAUCGAGAAGGAAGAAGGGAUGGUAGCGUCCACGUAG
Messenger RNA from Brassica napus (rape), 786 nucleotides. RefSeq lists its product as uncharacterized. Bases 1 to 786 code for a protein of 261 amino acids. NCBI's taxonomy places the organism in Eukaryota, Viridiplantae, Streptophyta, Magnoliopsida, Brassicales, Brassicaceae. The transcript has a single exon. The record is from RefSeq and is a predicted model, not a curated record.